AUGGUAUUCUCAAGCCUUGAUGAUUGUUAUUCAAUGUAUGUUAAGUAUGCCAAGGAGUGUGGGUUUUCAGUCAGGAAAGGGACUACAAAGACAAACUUUAAAGGUGUCUUACAUACUAAAUAUUACUUGUGUACGAGAUCUGGGUUAUACAAGGACAAGAAGGUUGAUACGUUGGACCCCAAUCAAAAGGAGCGAGUAGUGCGAUCCAACUUUUCAAAGAGGACUGAUUAUGGUGCACUGUUAUGUGUACUUUUGGAGGCUGGAUCAUGGAAGGUGUAUAAGUUUGUCGAAGAGCAAAAUCAUGAACUUGUUGAACGUCACGAUAAGCAUUUUCUUCCAACUGAACGACACCUCACUCAGCUACUAUACUCUAUGGUGUUUGUACCGUUAACUGGUAUAGACAAUCAUCACUGCAAUGUUACAUUUGGUGCAGCUUUAUUGGCGUCGGAAACUGCUGAUACAUAUAUUUGGUUGUUAAGAGUUUUUCUAAAAGUUGUUGGUUCUCAACCAAAAGUUGUUGUCACUGACCAAGAUCCAGCGAUGAAGAAGGCUAUUUCUGUUGUAUUUGUUGAUAGGAGGCAUCGGUUAUGCAUGUGGCAUGUGAUGCAUAAACUUUCUCUGAAGGUUGGUGUUAGGCUAUGCAAUUCCACCAAUUUUAAAGAACGUAUUUGUGGUGUUGUGUGGACGGAUAUUCUCACACCUGAAGAGCUUGAAUCAGAAUGGGAAGCGGUUAUCGCAGAGUUCAAUUUAGAAGAUAAUGACUGGUUAUCUGAUAUUUUUGCACUUAGGGAAUCUUGGAUCCCUGCAUACAAUAGAAUGGAGCAGAUGUCUGGUCUUAUGCGAACGACAUCCAGGUCGGAGAGUGAGAAUCAUUUUUUUUGUCAAGUGUGCAAUUCGAAAGCUACUCUUGUUGAUUUCAUGACGCAUUACGAGACUUCAAUAGAAGCACAGCCUCAUACACAUCUUAAAAAUGAUCAUGAAUCUCGAUACAAAAAACCCAAGUUGAAGAGUAGUUACAAAUUGUUGGAAGGGCAAGCUGUUGACAUAUACACAAAAAGUAUUUUUUGUGACACUCAAGCUGAGCUUAUUGGAGUUGUGGAUUGCAUAAAUCAACGUUACGAAGAUCAGCCUGAUGGGUUUGUUAAGUAUUACGUAAAUGACUUCCAACAGCCUUACAAACAUUCUAUGCAUGGCGUUAUAGAGAUAUUGUUUUUUGGUGUUUUUCAGGUUCAAGAUAUGCAGAUUGUUGCUCCUCCCGCUAGUUCUAGGGAUAGAUUUGCCGAGAUAGCCGGUCAAUAUAAAUACGACAAGAAUCCGAUUAGAGUCCCUGUAGGGUAUAAAUCCAAAGGUUCUGGUUCUCGGAAGCGCCUGGAAUCUAAACAGGAGAUAGCAAUCGAUAAACAGAAAUCAAAGUCGAAACCCGGGGCCAAAGAAAGAGAGUGUCAGAACUGCAAAGGCUAUGGACACUACGCAUCGACAUGCAAGCAUGCCGUAAUUAAAAGAAGAUCGACAAGGUCUUCGAGAGCCAGUGAAGAGUAG
This is a messenger RNA of Helianthus annuus (common sunflower), 1539 nucleotides long. RefSeq names its product protein FAR1-RELATED SEQUENCE 2-like. Gene Ontology annotation, molecular function: zinc ion binding; nucleic acid binding. Gene Ontology annotation, biological process: regulation of DNA-templated transcription. The record is from RefSeq and is a predicted model, not a curated record. The transcript has 5 exons. Bases 1 to 1539 code for a protein of 512 amino acids. NCBI's taxonomy places the organism in Eukaryota, Viridiplantae, Streptophyta, Magnoliopsida, Asterales, Asteraceae.